Messenger RNA from Vicia villosa (hairy vetch), 1826 nucleotides. RefSeq lists its product as uncharacterized. Gene Ontology annotation, cellular component: nucleus. The record is from RefSeq and is a predicted model, not a curated record. The coding region runs from base 1 to 1623 and encodes 540 amino acids. The transcript is spliced from 12 exons. Lineage: Eukaryota; Viridiplantae; Streptophyta; Magnoliopsida; Fabales; Fabaceae. Gene Ontology annotation, molecular function: DNA binding. Gene Ontology annotation, biological process: DNA recombination; DNA repair; DNA replication.
AUGGCGAAGAGUGGAGGAGGUGGAUACCAAGCCAAAGCCAAUUUGCGUCUGUCUGGAAAAAUCAAAGGAUGGCGAAUGCCACCUUCCCAAAAUGGGGAAGAAUUGGUCUUCUUGAUUAAGAUGAGUCGUAAAUUUGACUGCAUAAAAGACAUCAGCGACAAGAAGGAAACAUGGAGAUUGGCUGUUCGAAUUAUUGAUAUAUGGAGCGUUGUUAACAGUAAGGGUGCUGAGCAUCUGGAGAUGGUUAUCAUGGAUGCUGCGGGUGAUCGAAUUCAAGUUUUGAUUCGGGCUGAUCAUACAGAUAAGUGGAAACCAAGAAUUCAAGAGAAUAUGACUUGCAUAAUCAACAACGGGACUGUAUUUGAUAACGAUUUUCAGUGGAAGCUGUGUGACCAUUCAAAGAAAUUCGUGUUCCUUGGUGGUACGACCAUGAAACACAUGGAUGUACAAAAUAUUCCUCCUCUGAAGUAUUAUUUCAAAGAGUUUUGCGAAAUCAAUGCAGAUAUUAUAGGCGUUGUACAUGAGAUAAACAAUAUGCAAUCAAACACUCCAGGAAAGAAGACAUUUGUGGCCCUCAGUCUCAAAGAUUUGAGCGGUGACAUCAUUAUCUGCACCUUAUGGGAGAGCUAUGGUAUUAAGUUUUUGGAAUAUUAUAAUGACCCAACUAACACGGGUGCUAUUGUCAUCAUACUAACUCAUGCAAUGAUCAAGGAUUCUCAGGUAUCCAAUGCAUGGAGUGGUUCAAAGCUGCUAAUCAACGAAGACAUCCAGGAGAUUUCUGAGUUUUUGUCAAAGUUGCCUGCAAAUGAGCAAUCCCAAAAGCCUUCGCAAUCUGCCAAAUCCAUGUCUCUUUGGUCUGGUGGAUCUCAGUUUACAACACUUGAAAAAUUUGUUCAUAAGGCAAAGUGCAUUCCUUUGAGCCAAUUCUGCAAAAUCAAACAAGACAUGUUAUGUGUUACUGUUGGAACUACCACGAAAUUUUAUGUAUCCAAGCAUGGUUGGUUUUACUAUGGAUGCACAAAGUGCUCUGUGAAGGCUACUGAUUUGAACAAUCCAUACCAGUGUGUGUGUGGCGAAAAUGUUCACAAACCCAUACCAAGGUACAAAGUUGAUAUAUAUGUUUAUGACGGUGAAUCAAAGUUCCGGUUUGUAUUUUGGGAUGCCGACUGUGAGCAGAUUAUAGGACAAUCUGCUGAUAGCAUGCAUAAAUCAAUGUUAGAGAAUGGUGAAGAUGAUCCCAUGGUUUAUCCUGACGAGCUUGACAUGUUGUUGGAGAAGAAAAUGGCUUUGAGAGCUAAAGUACAGCCAACAUUUGGGCAAGCAUCUGUUUGGAAGUUUUCUUAUGAUGAAGAAUUUGUCAGUCAAAUUGAAAAGGAUUAUAUUGCUGAUGAGGCUCAUAGUCUUCCUCCCAUUCAAAAUGUUGUUGCUGAUCAUGUUGAUACUUCCAUGGAGUCCUUAUCUGCAUUUGGAGAAAAUGAUCCUGACAAGAGUUUGGCCAAUACCCCAUCAAAGAGUGUUUCUCAUGGUGUUAAUGCUGAAGAAUCGGAUUGUCAGCUUUUAGGACUUACACAAUAUUCAGGAACCAAGCCACCCAAAAAAGUGAAGAUUGAACCAAAUGCUUGAAGACUUCAUCAACUUUUGUAUUUUAUGGAUGCUACCACAAAUCUGUUGGAACAUAUAAUCCUAUGGUUAAUGUUUUUUGGUUGUUAAAUUUAUGGGAUGUAUUGUUUUAUUUACUUUGUGGUACUGCAUUUUCUACCAACAAAGCUUUCACUCUUGGACAACAUGUAGUAUUUGUAUUCAAGCAUUUUAUUUAAUUUCAAUUU